AUGACUAAGUUGAGAAAAAGGGAAGUGCUAGUUGUGUGGACAUCGGAGUGUGGAAAGAGUUUCCAAACUUUGAAGGAGAAGUUAACUCCAGCACCUGUUAUAAUCUUGCCGGAACCGCAUGAACCGUUCGAAGUAUACCGUGAUGCUUCUUUGAAGGGUUUAAGUUGCGUGUUGAUGCAACACCGGAAUGUGGUGGCUUACGCAUCGCGUCAGCUGAGACCGAAUGAAGUAAACUAUCCAACUCAUGACUUGGAAUUAGCGGCGAUUGUGUUUGCACUAAAGAUUUGGAAGCACCAUCGGUAUGGAGUGAGGUUUAGCGUCUAUUUCUGA
Messenger RNA from Arachis stenosperma, 330 nucleotides. RefSeq lists its product as uncharacterized. The transcript has a single exon. Lineage: Eukaryota; Viridiplantae; Streptophyta; Magnoliopsida; Fabales; Fabaceae. The record is from RefSeq and is a predicted model, not a curated record. Bases 1 to 330 code for a protein of 109 amino acids.